Ustilaginoidea virens is the source of this 990-nucleotide messenger RNA. RefSeq lists its product as uncharacterized. The coding region runs from base 1 to 990 and encodes 329 amino acids. Gene Ontology annotation, molecular function: hydrolase activity. Lineage: Eukaryota; Fungi; Ascomycota; Sordariomycetes; Hypocreales; Clavicipitaceae. The record is from RefSeq and is a predicted model, not a curated record. The transcript has 4 exons.
AUGGCCUUGCCAUGUUGCUCUCGCUCUCGUUCGUUCUCGCUCUGCAAUUGUUGCGCGUCUCGCACGCCUUUGGCCAAAACAUCCAUCCAGACGCAAGCUGUUCUCCCGACCUCGUGCCACGCUGUACACCUCCACAACUCUUGGCCACGUCCGUCUCCGUCUCGCAACUUGGUGCCGCGUAUUCGCCGCAAGAGCUUCUGUUUCCUUUCCCAACCGCCCGCCAUGUCGACCAUGCCUGCCACAGGAGGCCACAGCCACGCGUGCUGCAACAUUUCUCCUGUUGUGAGUAAAGGAUAUCAGGCCAAGGGUGUCUAUGAGGACAUUGGCGGCUACAGGACUUAUGUCACGGGCCCAACUGAUGCCACCAGAGCGAUUGUGGUCAUUUACGACAUCUUUGGCUAUUUCGAGCAGACCCUGCAAGGUUCGGAUAUCCUGGCGACGGGCGAUGGCGAGCACAAGUACAAGGUCUUGAUCCCCGACUGGUUCAAGGGCAGCCCGGCUGCCAUUGAGUGGUAUCCCCCGGACACUGCCGAAAAGAAGGAGAAGCUGGGCGAAUUCUUCGGAAAAUUCCCUCCCCCGGACAUUGCCGGCAAGAUUCCUGCCUAUGUCCAGGCUGUCAAGGACAAGUAUCCCGCUCUUGGCAAGUUUGGUAUUCUGGGUUAUUGCUGGGGCGGCAAGGUCGCUCUACUUUCUACCAAGGCCGAUAACAACCCGUUUGGGGCUGUUGCUGCUGCGCACCCGGCAAUGGUGGAUCCAAAGGAUGCCGAAGGUGUCAAUGUUCCCACGGCUUUGCUGGCCUCUGGCGAUGAGCCAGCCGAGGAUGUCAAGAAAUUUGAAGAGGCUCUCCGGGUACCGAAGCAUGUCGAGACAUUCAAGGACCAGAUCCACGGCUGGAUGGCUGCUCGCUCGAAUCUGAGCGAUGCUCGCGUGAAGGAGGAGUACGAGCGUGGUUACAAAACGCUGUUGACCUUUUUUGGCCAGCACCUAUAG